Molecule: messenger RNA, 1475 nt
Organism: Candoia aspera
Lineage: Eukaryota; Metazoa; Chordata; Lepidosauria; Squamata; Candoiidae
Gene: CAMK1G
Product: calcium/calmodulin dependent protein kinase IG
Exons: 11
Coding region: 22-1440 (472 amino acids)
Biological process (GO): peptidyl-serine phosphorylation
Cellular component (GO): intracellular anatomical structure
Molecular function (GO): calcium/calmodulin-dependent protein kinase activity; calmodulin binding; ATP binding
Source: RefSeq, a predicted model, not a curated record
UCAACUUCAACUCUGGAGAAGAUGGGCUGCGAACAAGAGGAUGAGGGCACUUCCUGGAAGAAGCAGACUACCAAUAUCAGAAAAACAUUCAUUUUCAUGGAAGCACUUGGAUCAGGGGCCUUUUCAGAAGUUUUCCUGGUGAAGCACAGAAUCACUGGCAAGCUUUUUGCUUUGAAGUGCAUUAAAAAGUCACCAGCUACCCAGGACAGCAACCUGGAGAAUGAAAUAGCUGUGCUGAAGAAAAUAAAGCAUGACAACAUAGUAACUCUUGAGGAUAUUUAUGAAAGCACCACCCACUAUUAUCUGGUAAUGCAGCUAGUGUCUGGAGGAGAAUUAUUUGACCGUAUUUUAGAACGAGGUGUUUACACUGAGAAGGAUGCUAGUAUUGUAAUUCAGCAAGUCCUGAGAGCAGUUCAUUAUCUUCAUGAAAAUGGGAUAGUCCAUCGAGAUCUAAAGCCUGAAAAUUUGCUCUACCUAACUCCAGAAGAGGACUCCAAAAUCAUGAUAACUGAUUUUGGUUUGUCUAAAAUGGAACAGAAUGGCAUCAUGUCUACAGCAUGUGGAACUCCGGGAUAUGUUGCUCCAGAGGUGUUAGAACAAAAGCCAUACAGUAACGCUGUGGAUUGCUGGUCAAUUGGAGUUAUUACCUACAUCCUCCUGUGUGGAUACCCUCCUUUCUAUGAAGAAACAGAGUCCAAAUUGUUUGAGAAAAUCAAAGAAGGAUACUUCGAAUUUGAAUCUCCAUUUUGGGAUGAUAUCUCUGAAUCAGCCAAAGAUUUCAUUUGUCAUUUACUGGCGAAGAAUCCAAAUAAGAGAUUUACCUGUGAGAAAGCCCUCAGGCAUCCAUGGAUUGAUGGAAACACAGCCCUCUACUGUGACAUCUAUCCAUCUAUCAGUGUACAGAUCCAAAAAAAUUUUGCAAAAAGCAAGUGGAAGCAAGCCUUCAAUGCUGCAGCUGUGGUCCAUCACAUGAAGAAACUCCACAUGAAUGGUCAUCAUGCAGAUGACAAUGUCAAAAGCCAAGUACAAGUACAAAAGACAUCAAGACCUAAUACAUCAUCAGUUAUCAACCAGGAACAAUCAAAUCAAGAUGCCAAGAAUUUGAUCCCUGUAUUAUCCUAUCAGAAUGCUUCAGAUCUUCCUGGCCUACAUGCCAAGAUGACAGACAGCAAAUGCUUAGAUCACCUGGGUAGCACGGCAAUCCAUAUGACUACUCUAACUACAGUAGACAGCCAGAUCCAUCCCAACAGAUCCUUAGUUGGCUGCACUCCAGAAUGUGGGACACAUGAGAAAGUAAAGACAGCUUUUUGCUCAGAAUCAGUACUAAACAAAAGAAGUGCCAAGACACAUCAUUUCAACUCAGAAGUCCUUGUUCCAGUCAAAGCCACUAAUCACACCUAUUUUGGUACUGGGCAAACUGGUGUUUGUUUGAUAAUGUGAUUGAAAAAACUGCCAUAAGGAUAAUACACAUACCU